AAAUGUAAACUUGGGGUAUAAUGACUUUGUAAAGAUUUAUACACAAUACUUUGUACAUUUAAAAUUAUUAAUUAAACACUUGCGAUGAAGAAGAAAUUAAACUUAUAAGUAGAUAUUUACACUCAGUUCUGUUAUGGUACCUUGGUACCUACUUAUUUGCUGACAGGCCGGAAUUUAGAAGUAGGUAGGUAAAUACUAGCCUGAGGUACCUACUUUUGUAAGUUCUAAUAUCUUUAGUCUGCUAAUAGGUACUUAUUAAGUAAUUUAUCAAACGGUAUGUAGGUGAGAGUAAUUUAUGAUUUAAAUCUUCGAGAUAAGUUUCUACUCCUAUUGAGCAAAUAAACCGAUUCUACGUAGGUAAUCUCCGAAAAAAAUUUUAACUGUAAAAACAUUAUUUGUAAAUAAUUAUACUCGAUAUUACAAAUCCUUAUUAAUAUGUAAAUGACGAGGCGAGACGACACAUUCUCGGUCCGUACAUCAAGCUCGAACGUAUCUUUGAAUAAAUCAAUAAGUACAAGAUACCUACAGAUCCAAUAUUUACUACCAGCGCCUUACGUAAUUAUUUGAUCAACUAACGUAACACGUUCCGCAAAAACAAUAUGUACAAUCUUGAUAAUAUAAUUAAAGAACGUUUAAAACCUGAACAAUUAAAACAAUUCAACAAGAUUUACUACGGAAGAGAAGAUCAUUGUAAGUUAAAACUUUUGGAAUCAACAAUUGAAGUAAGUGCAAGAAAUAAUUUUGAUGUGGCGGGCUACUCAUUUAGCGCAGCAAAAGAAGAGGUUAGAAAACCUAAUAUUUUGAGGUUAGGAUUAAUUCAGCAUUCCAUUGCUUUACCUACUGAUAGCCCAAUAUGUGAACAAAGGCAAGCGAUAUUCGAUAAAAUUGAAAAGAUAAUCGAUGUAGCCUCUUCUGAAAAUGUCCGCAUAAUUUGUUUACAAGAAGCAUGGACAAUGCCGUUUUUUCUUUGCACGCGAGAAAAAGAAAGAUGGGCGGAGUUCGUCGAAUCACCCUCUGAUGGUCCUAGUACCUUAUUUCUUAGUAAGUUGGCAAAAAAGCAUGAAAUGGUCAUUGUCUCCCCAAUUCUGGAAAAGGAUGAAGACGGCGUGUGGUGGAACACUGCGGUUAUCAUUGAUGAAAUGGGUAACUAUAUGGGAAAACAUCGCAAAAAUCAUUUACCCAGUGUUGGAAGUUUUAGUGAAACCUCAUAUUAUGCUCCUGGCGACACCGGCCACCCAGUUUUUGAAACAAAGUAUGGAAAAAUUGCAGUAAACAUUUGCUAUGGACGCCAUCAAGCAUUAAAUUGGUUAAUGUUUGCCAUUAACGGAGCUGACAUAGUUUUCAAUCCAUCAGCUACUAUAGCGGAAUUUGGAGAAACGUUUUGGGGUAUCGAAGCUAGAAAUGCUGCUAUUGCCAACAGUUAUUUUACUUGCAGCAUUAACCGGGUUGGUAAUGAAGAGUUUUACGUUCAAAAUGAGAAGAAAUCGAGAACUUAUUAUGGUUCUAGUUAUGUAACAGCUCCUGAUGGAUCAAGAACUCCUGGUCUAUCAAAGGAUAAGGAUGGAUUGCUCAUUGUAGAAGUUGAUUUGAAUUUGUGUCGGCAAAUAAAAGAUAAAUGGAACUUCAACAUGACCGCGCGCUUAGAUAUGUACACAAAGGCCCUUGCGCAAUUUAAGUAAAAUAAAUAUUGUGAACG
Messenger RNA from Bicyclus anynana (squinting bush brown), 1696 nucleotides. Its product is annotated as beta-ureidopropionase-like. The transcript has a single exon. The record is from RefSeq and is a predicted model, not a curated record. The coding region runs from base 600 to 1679 and encodes 359 amino acids. Gene Ontology annotation, molecular function: beta-ureidopropionase activity. NCBI's taxonomy places the organism in Eukaryota, Metazoa, Arthropoda, Insecta, Lepidoptera, Nymphalidae.